AAAACUUCUGUCCCUCCUGACACCCUGAAACGAGAGAAGAGUGGGAAAAGCACAGCCCGAGCGACACCCCGGGGCGAGUGGCCCGGCAGCUCAUCCUAAGGAGGAGCUUUACCCUGCCUCCUCUGUAAGCAGCAUCUCCUGUGGAAGAGACCCAUCAUGCAGCCUCCACCUCAGACGGUCCCAUCUGGCAUGGCUGGACCCCCUCCGGCUGGGACUCCUCGGAGCAUGUUCUGGGGUAGCAGCAGCUACAGGAGGCUGGCCAGUAGCAGUGCCCUGACGGCUCCACCUUGUCCACAACAACCAGUCACGGAUCCAUUUGCUUUUAGUAGACAGAUGCUCCAGAAUAGUGCUCUGGGUAGUCCAUCCAGGAGCAGCCUGCCAGCCGGGCAUGACUCAGCCCUGCCAGUGUUUUCUCAGUGGUCUGGCUUGCCCAUGCCUCACGCCAGUGCUGAGGAUGGUACCCGAGGACCCCAGGAGUCUCCACCAGGACCUCUGUCACAGCCUGGAGCAGAUCCUUUUCCUGCUGCAUCUGUCCCUGCAUCGCUCCCAGGGCACGAGAUGUGCCGAACUGCUGAAAUCAGUUCCACCUCUGGGUCUGAAGUUCUGACUCCGCUGCAUCCACCCCACCACAUUCCAGGAGGAGGUCCUGACCUGUCUCACGGGGGCCACCAGCAUGGGGGUGGGACUGGGCCUGAGCAGGCCCUGAGCGGGCACACGCUGAGUGACGGUGGGGUGGCCCCAGCCAUAGCAGCAGCAGCAUCCCCAUACUUGCCCCAGCCUCGGCCCCAGAUGCCAGCACAGUGGGGGCCAGUGCAGGGCAGCCCCCAGCCCUCCCAGCAGCAUCCCUUGCCUUGCCCAGAAGGACCUGUCCAGAGUGUUGGGCCCCAGGCCACCAGCACUCCCCACUUCCCUGCUCCAUCAAGCCUGCACCACAGUCCUGCCUGUGAGCCCCAUACCCAGCUAGGGUCUCUAGCGCCUUUAGCCAGUGGCCGAGGAAGCGAGGUAACCCCCUUGCAAAGUGGAAACCACUCAGCAGAUAACUUCCACUCAGAAAAUUCAUUUGGGCACAAUUCCAGGAUUGGGAAUAUGUGGGAAAAUCAGGAGCUCAGGCAGAAUCCAGGAGUGAAUAAAGCGCAUCUGCGGGACCCUGCCCCUGGGAAUCCCCUCACUCUGGGAAACAGCCCUGAAAACCACACCCAUUAUCCUCCAGGGGCUGGGACUGGCCAGGCUCCACUGGAAACAGCCUCAGGAACACUCUCCAUGUUUUUCCAAGGGGAAGAGACCGAAAAUGAGGAGAAUCUCUCAUCUGAAAAGACAGGCUCUGUUGGACGAUUGGACUUUGAUGGUUUUUCCCCCAGCCCUGGACUGGGCCAUCUGCACCGCCCCGCACACGUCACUGGCAGUGUCCAACAGGCCUUUCUCCAGGGAUCCCAUGGCGAGACCACACAGCAGGAAGGAGACACACAGCCUUAUUUCUCUCAGUCUGUAAGCAUCCAAAAUGACAGACAAGCCACUGACAGUGCUGCUAGUGACACUUGGGGUGACACAGCAAGCGCAGGGGCUUAUGGCACUGGCAGUUCACAGUACGAGAAUGUCGAAAAUUUAGAAUUCAUUCAGAAUCAGGAAGUUCUGCCAAGUGAGCCCCUAAGUUUGGACGCCUCCUCCCCAAGUGACCAGUUCCGAUACGGGCCCCUUCCCAUGCCACCUGUCACCAGGCACGGUACUGUGGGCCUCACCCGAGGUGGGGUGCUGCAUCUUGAGGCCCCAGACACACCUGUGCACCCAGUGCGAUCUGACAGCUUGUCAUCCAGCUACAGCAGCCAGAGCCACCGGAGUCUCCCUGGAUCGGCCAGGUCACAGGAGCUGGUGGGCACGUUCAUCCAGCAGGAAGUGGGAAAGCCUGAAGAUGAAUCGACAGGCAGUUUUUUUAAGCAAAUUGAUUGUUCUCCUGUGGGAGGUGAGAUAGAGGAGGUCGGUGGGAGCCAGAAUUACUAUAGCACCUUGUCCCAGCCCUCAACCCCAAGUCCCCCAAAACCUACAGGGAUAUUCCAGACAAGUGCAAAUAGUUCUUUUGAGCCAGUAAAGUCACAUUCAGUCGGGGUGAAGCCAGUUGAGGCGGAUCGUGCCAAUGUGGUGGGUGAAGUGAGGGGCACCCAUGAGUGUGUGAAGAAGCCCAGGUCUGUGGCUACACCGCCCAACACCUCCCUGGGCAACCUGGAGCAGCCUCCAGACAACAUGGAGACUCUGUUUGCACCCCAGGCCUGCCCCCAGCCUCUGCCUCCGACUGGGGAAGCUGGACACAUGGCGCCUCCCUUGGAUACUGUGCGCCCGACUCCAGAGAAGAGGCCCUCAGCCAGGGCCCAGGGGACCGUGAAGUGUGAGAGCCCCGCAACGACUCUUUGGGCACAGAAUGAGCUGGCAGACUUUGGCGGCAAUGUGCUCCUAGCCCCUGCUGCUCCUGCACUUUACGUACCUGCAAAGCCUCAGCCCCCAGCAGUUGUUCAGCCUCCGGAAGAGGGGCUGCCUGGGCAGCCGUCUCGGAAGCCAGGUCCUGUCCACCCCUUGCAGAGCCGAGCCCACCCGGGUGCUUCUGAGAACCUGGAGAACCCUCCCAAGGUGGGUGGCGAUGAGGCCCUUCAGUCCCAGGCAAGUUCCGGUUAUGCAAGUUUGCUGUCCUCGCCACCCACUGAGGCUUUGCAGAAUCAGCCGGUCUUGAUUGCCCAGCCUGAUCAAAGCUAUAAUUUGGCUCAACCCCUAAAUGUUUCUGUGUCCUUGCUGAAUCCUACUGAGAAAAAUCAGUCCUGGGGAGAUGAUUUGGUGGGGGACAAAUCCACAGUGAGCAGCUGGGCUCUUGGUGCUGAUUCUGGUGAACACACUGCUUCAUCUGGAGUUGUACCCAGUGCUGCGGUUGGCUUGUCUCUGCCUAACGGUCUCGGCCAGAGUAAUGUUCUACAGGGGCCCGGCUCUUCUGAAAUGAGUUCCAAUCAGCCUGCUAAUUUGCUUGUGCAGCCACUGUCCUUACCAGUUCCUCAGGGCUCACUUCUAGAAAGGCAGAAGACUCAUAAUUCAGAAAAGUUUCUUCCUGAGUUUGUUAAUAGCCCUGCCGGAGGCACCAGUGUGUUGUUAGUCCCCCCUGCAAGCAGUACCUUGGUGCCUAGCAGCACUAAGGCAAAUCACUCCAGUAACCGGGAAGAGGCUGCUGGAGCCUUAGACUUCACACUGAGCAGAACUUUGGAAAACCCUGCGAGACUGUACAGCCCAUCCCAUUUGGAGGGCCCAACCGCCCAGCAGGCUGCUGCUAAUCCUCCCCAACAGUCGGGGCCUGGGGUGCGUGACCCAGGCCAUUACCAGCAGGUGAGGGAAGAUGCGCAGGACCAGCAAGGCCUCAGGACCCAGGCAGAGGUGGCGCCCCUUCAGCCACAGGCUUCUCUCCCACAGGUGCCCCAAGCAGCUUCAAAUAUAGAAAGUCCCCCUACAGAAGGACAGUCCCAGAACUCAGCCCAGACACCAACUAGUUCGGCCAUGGCCAAUGCAGACCAGAAGCUGCCACCUCAGCCACCCCGGUCCUCCAGCGUGUCAGCUGUGUCCACCGACUCGAGCCAGGCAGCCAUGCGGCCUGAGCAGCCGUGGCUACAGCCACCACCUUCGAGUGCAUUCGGCCCACCGCCACAGGACCUGGCAUCCUACUACUAUUACAGACCCCUGUACGAUGCCUACCAAGCUCAGUACCCGGCACCAUACCCGUCGGACCCUGGGACGGCCUCCCUCUGUUACCAGGACAUCUAUGGCCUGUAUGAGCCCCGUUACAGGCCCUACGACAGUUCUGCAUCAGCGUACACCGAGAACUACCGCUAUCCCGAGCCAGAGCGGCCCAGCUCCCGGGCGAGUCAGUGCUCAGACCGACCCCCUGCCAGGCAAGGGUACCCUGAAGGGUACUAUAGUUCCAAGGGUGGAUGGAGCAGCCAGAGUGAUUACUAUGCCAACUUUUACUCCGGCCAGUACGACUACGGAGACCCGGGCCGCUGGGACCGCUACUAUGGCUCCCGAUUCCGGGAUCCCCGCACCUGGGACCGGAGGUACUGGUAUGACUCUGAGUACGAACCACAUAGGAAGGAAAGCUAUUCGUACGGCAGCAGACCUGAGAAGGGCGAUGACCACUGGAGGUACGACCCUCGCUUCACCGGGAGCUUCGAUGAUGAUGCAGAGCCCCACAGGGACCCAUACGGGGAGGAGGUGGACAGGCGCAGUGUGCACAGCGAGCACUCAGCACGCAGCCUGCCCAGCCGCCGCAGCAGCCUCAGCUCCCACUCACACCAGAGUCAGAUCUACAGAAGCCACAAUGUGACCGCUGGCCCCUUUGAGGCGCCCCCUGCCCCAGGCUCCUUCCAUGGGGACUUUGCCUACGGUACCUAUGGCAGCAACUUCGGUGGCGCUCAUGGCUUUGCAGAUUACGGCUAUCCUGUGGAUUCCUGGCCUGCUGCCGAGCAAGUCCCGUCGAGACCAACGUCUCCUGAGAAGUUCUCGGUGCCACAUCUCUGUGCCAGGUUUGGUCCUGGCGGUCAGCUCAUCAAGGUGAUCCCCAACCUGCCCUCCGAAGGCCAGCCUGCCCUGGUGGAGGUCCACAGCAUGGAGACCUUGCUACAGCACACAGCAGAGCAGGAGGAGCUGCGUGCAUUCCCAGGACCCCUUGGCAAAGAUGACACCCACAAAGUGGAUGUCAUUAACUUUGCACAGAACAAAGCGGCAAAAUGUUUACAGAAUGAGAAUCUACUUGACAAAGAAUCUGCGAGUCUCCUCUGGAACUUCAUUAUCCUCUUGUGUCGGCAGAAUGGGACUGUGGUGGGAACAGACAUUGCGGAGCUCUUGUUGCGAGACCACAGAACGGUGUGGCUUCCUGGGAAGUCUCCCAAUGAGGCGAACCUCAUCGACUUCACCAACGAGGCUGUGGAACAGGUAGAGGAGGAGGAGUCUGGGGAGGCCCAGCUGUCCUUCCUCAUGGACAGUCAGGUGACUGCCACCAGUGCCCUGGAGAAGGAGACCGAGAGGUUCCGGGAGCUGCUGCUCUACGGCCGCAAGAAGGAUGCUCUGGAGUCCGCCAUGAAGAAUGGCCUGUGGGGCCACGCCUUGCUCCUGGCCAGUAAGAUGGACAGCCGGACCCAUGCCCGCGUCAUGACCAGGUUUGCCAACAGCCUCCCCAUCAAUGACCCCCUGCAGACAGUCUACCAGCUCAUGUCUGGGCGCAUGCCUGCUGCGUCCACGUGUUGUGGAGAUGAAAAAUGGGGAGACUGGAGGCCACACCUCGCCAUGGUUCUGUCCAACUUGAGCAACAACGUGGACGUGGAAUCCAGGACCAUGGCCACGAUGGGUGAUACCCUAGCCUCCAAAGGUCUCCUGGAUGCUGCACACUUCUGCUACCUCAUGGCCCAGGUUGGAUUUGGGGUGUACACAAAGAAAACCACCAAGCUCGUCUUGAUUGGGUCAAAUCACAGCUUGCCAUUUUUGAAGUUUGCCACCAAUGAAGCUAUUCAAAGGACAGAAGCCUACGAGUAUGCCCAGUCCCUCGGAUCCCAUACCUGCUCCUUACCUAACUUCCAGGUGUUCAAAUUCAUCUACUCCUGCCGCCUGGCCGAGAUGGGGCUUGCCACCCAGGCCUUCCACUACUGCGAAGUGGUCGCCAAGAGCAUCCUGGCACGGCCCAGCCUCUACUCGCCUGUGCUGCUCAGCCAGCUGGUCCAGGUGGCUUCCCAGCUGCGCCUGUUUGACCCUCAGCUGAAGGAGAAGCCGGAGGAGGAGUCCUUCCUGGAGCCUGCCUGGCUGGUCCAGCUGCAGCUGGUGCACAGGCAGGUCCAGGAGGGCACUGUGCCCUGUGGCCAGGAUGCAGCUGAACCCCAGCGCUGUCCCAGCACACCAGGCUCUGAGGUGGAGCAGUUGGAUGGCCCAGGACUCAGCCGGCUGGUGGGGCUGGGAACUGAGCCCUCCCUGCUCCCUGGCCCAGAAUGCCUGAGUCCAGUUGGGCAGCUGCCACCCUCAGCUCUGCAGAGUCUCCCUGCUGGCCAGCCGCCCCACCCUGCCAGGGUGCCGAUGUACCCAGUGCCACUGCCCUUGGACCCCCAGGAGCCAGGCCCCGGCUAUGGACCCCCAGGGUCUGCACUCAGCUUCCCAGAAUCCCCCAGGCCUGAACCUGUGGCUCUGUACCCUGGGCCAGGCCUGCCACUUGGCACCCCGUCUCUGCAGGACAGUGGCCCCCUGCUGCAGGCCUGGAGCCCGGACCCAGGGAUGGCACCGCAGGAGUCGCCUGUACGAAACCCACUGCCCGAGCCAAGUGAAGAGGAUUUUGGCGGAAAUUUUGCUAAUCUGGGCUCCCCGAGGACGGCACAGGACCUGGAGACACCCCCAGCCUGGGAUGGCGCUGGUUCAGGAUCACCACAGCCUGCCCCACCUCCAACACCUGCACCUGAAGCCAAGAAAGCAGCGCCAGCAGCCAGGAAAGAGACCAGAGAACCCAAGAAGAGCGAGUCCUGGUUCUCUCGCUGGCUCCCUGGGAAGAAGAGAACUGAAGCUUACCUGCCAGAUGACAAGAAUAAAUCGAUUGUCUGGGAUGAAAAGAAAAACCAGUGGGUGAACUUGAAUGAGCCAGAAGAGGAGAAGAAGGUUCCACCCCCGCCUCCCACCGCCUUCCCCAGGGCCCCACAGGGGGCUCCCCCUGGGCCUAGUGGUCCUCCUGCAGCCUCUGUGAAUGUGUUUUCCAGGAAAGCAGGUGGAUCCAGAGCGCGAUACGUGGAUGUCCUGAACCCGGGCGGGACCCAGCGAAGUGAGCCAGCUCUUGCUCCUGCAACAUUUUUCGCUCCACUCGCCCCGCUCCCAGUCCCUCCUAAUGUGUUCGUACCCAGCCCAGAUGCAGAGGAGCCUCAGCUUGCAGGUGGAGCUGGCAGUGGGGGGCAGGUGCCCACUGGGGCUCAGGCUGAUCUGGAGCCCGUGGAGGACCCUAAGCUGUCGCGCUGGAGCUCGGGGAGCUCGCUGUCCUGGGAAGUGGGCCAGCACUUCCAACAGGCUCACAGUGACCACCGUGCCGCAGGCCCUAGCAGUGGGGCUGUGCCCCUUUACAGCCCCGCCCAGGUUGCCCAGGCCUCCACCACUUCAGGGAGCUUGCGGCCUGGGAGGAUUGGCCAGCGGAGAUACCCAACACUGAACUAGACCCGUCUGUCAUCUGGCCUUGCGGUUGGGCCCCUGCAAUGACUGUUCUCUGCCAAGAGCUGGACAGGCCACCCAGGGCCUUGUGGUCCCCGAGCGGACACAGCAGUAACUCAGCUGGUCAUGCUGCGCGUCUCCCUCCUCCUGCCUAUCUAUAUUCAUUAUUGCCAAAUUAAUUCCACGAUCCUUUUAGGAUGCUGGGUACAUGAAUCUGACCUGAACUCUUUCACGGAGAGGAUGGCUCUCCUUCCUCAGUUGCUUAGGAUGAUGUAGGGACACAGUACUUGGCAGUCACCUGGGAGCAUCAGUGAAGGGAAGCCAGGGCCUGGUGCAGUCCCACACUUCUGUCAGGAUCACAAGAGGAAGGAGUGGAUGCUCGGCUCAGCGGGGCAGGCCCCGAUCUGCUGUGGCCUGGCUGUUGCGCUCCCAUGGUCGGCGGUGGUGGCAGCAGGGGAGAGGCCCUGGUCACCGUGGGCCUGUCUCUCUGGGAAUGAAGAUGUGCAGCCUGACUAGGACCUGGGUGACUCCGUAUGGCAUGGCGCUGUCGCCUGGAGAGCUGUGCUCGAGCAGCUGGUCUGGGUUCCGUCUACGGAUGCCUUCCUUGGAGAUGCCAGUGAGGCCAGGGCUCAGAGGAGGGGGCACGGAGAGGCCUCCCCCUAAAUGCCCAUACCAGACCAGGGCCACAGCACUGCAGAGCUUCAAGGUCCUCUGACUUCUUAAAACUUCUUACUGACCUAUGGGGACUGAGGCUAUGGGAAGAGUCAGAUAUUCAUGAAAUCAAUAGGUAAUAGUGUGGUAGGUCCUGCUGGAGGAACACAAAUGGUUGGUUUGGUAUUUUAAGUAGAGAAACUGUAGAAUGUGGAAUUAGCAUAGCCCUCCCCAGUUUCCUGGUUCACCUCAUCCUCCAGGUGAGACCCCAGAGCAGUUUCCAGAAUGUUCUGAGACGAGGCUGCCUGGACCCCUGGCCCAUCACUGGGCAGCGUCCGGGGGUGGGGUGGGCAGCCCGGGUGACCCCCGCCCAGACUGGCCGGCUUCCUGCUGUCCAGCCCUGCCCAGGCUCCACGUCAACUGCCAGCCACCUUUGAUCUAAGCAGCUUCCUCGGAGGCGGGAGCUGCUAUUUUUCCUAAAUGCAAAUUGUUAAAUAAAAUAUUUUGGGCUCUCAAGCACC
Molecule: messenger RNA, 8360 nt
Organism: Fukomys damarensis (Damara mole-rat)
Lineage: Eukaryota; Metazoa; Chordata; Mammalia; Rodentia; Bathyergidae
Gene: Sec16a
Product: SEC16 homolog A, endoplasmic reticulum export factor
Exons: 30
Coding region: 157-7194 (2345 amino acids)
Biological process (GO): COPII vesicle coat assembly; Golgi organization; autophagy
Cellular component (GO): endoplasmic reticulum exit site; ER to Golgi transport vesicle membrane
Source: RefSeq, a predicted model, not a curated record